Messenger RNA from Babesia bovis T2Bo, 1647 nucleotides. RefSeq lists its product as uncharacterized. NCBI's taxonomy places the organism in Eukaryota, Apicomplexa, Aconoidasida, Piroplasmida, Babesiidae. The transcript is spliced from 2 exons. Bases 108 to 1307 code for a protein of 399 amino acids. The record is from RefSeq and is a predicted model, not a curated record.
AUGUCCAUAAUCGAUACAGUGGUUGUCUUACGAUACAUAAGACUCGUUAUGUGCAUCUGUGAUACAUUGAUGACACUGUAGCUGGCACAUAACACCCAAAUGCUCAUAUGUCACAACAAAGAAAUAUGGGAAAGGUUAAGUCGUUUUUCAAAGUGCUUUCUUGCCCCAAAAAAUCACAUAACACAAAAGGUGAGGGGCGAAAGCGUUUACACAUUAAACUAAGUAACCCAACAGAUGUUAAGAAAAAUAAAAGUGACAUUGGAGCAUCAAAUAUCGAAUCUGGAGAUAAUUUUAAAGAGGUAACAGUGGAGAAUUUUUCAUUCUCUACACCAACUGUCGCAAUCGACGUCGUGGAGAAUCAUGGUACAACAGCGUUUGAUGAUCCAAAGCAUGGAUUAGACACAGAUAUGCUGUUAUUUCAACGACAAUGCGCAUUCGUACAGGCUUUGUGUAAUACAAUUCGAUUGAAAGUAAGGCAUAACCUUAUUGUUGCACUAGUCUGCUUACACCAAAGGACGAAUAAGGUACAUUUACUUAACUAUUUUAUUAAGAAAGUCGUUUUUGUAUUGAAGAGAAAUCAGGAAAAUAUUGCAAGGUAUGUAUGUGCAUUCGUAUCGCUACCGAAAUACAGGUUUGCAGUGAUUGCUAUUAGACAACAUAAAUUGAGCUCAAUAAAAUACCAGGCCAUCCAUGGCGCGGUAACAACCAUUUCCCAGAUAGUGUUAUGUAAGCAAUAUAAGCUAAAAUAUCAAGGAUUAAAUGCCCUUGUAUUAUAUGGUCGAAAUAGCAAGUUCUCUUGUACUGCUCUUGAGAACAAAGUAGUGGUAACUAACCAUAACGACUCUAAAGUUCAGGCAGGUCGCAAAGCAGUGUGUGAAUCGUUAUCAGUUUCGGUCGACGGCAAUGUUGCAAAUGUUAACACGUUAGCUAACCCACUUACAUCUUAUCUAAAUGAGAACGAAAAGCUCUUGCAUCCCACAAAGAAUAACCAAUCAUGUGCUAACUUAAUGACGUUCACCAAUACAUCUCAAAUCAAAAUCAACUCAUGUAUGAAACCCACAACUUCAUUGCCUAAUUCGCCGCCCACGGACAUAUAUUCAAGCGAAAAUGCUAUGACUAAAAAGAAUAUUGGUUAUAAUUUGUUUCAAAAGGCGAUCAAAAACAUCAAUUUUUCCAUGCCUGCAGUAGUAGAGCAAAAGGAUAACCUCAUAUGCGACCUGGAAUUUUUUACCGCUGAACCUUAUGCAUCAUAUGUCAAAAAAUCAAUGAGAUACUCGAAUAGUCAAGACCAUGAUAACCAUUUGUAAGAUACUGAAGCGCGUUUCAUUCAGCCCAAAGGCUAUUGAACGUUUGGAAAAGCUCGCCAAGAGUUAUAUGAAUAAGAAUCUAGUUAUAUCAGUAACAGGCGGAGGUUGCUCUGGAUUCCAAUAUCAUUUCAAUCUUGUAGAAGAUACUGGAAAACUGAGGUGCAUAUUCGACCGUGAAAAGUGUAUGAAGGUCUACAGUGAUGAUCCCAGUUUGGACCUUAUCGCAUCUUCCACCAUAGAUUAUGAAGUGAAUUUGGUUGGUUCUAAGUUUGUGUUGAACGACAUUAAAAACGUCUCUAAAAGAUGUUCUUGUGGUAACUCUUUUGACCUGAAAGAUUAG